This is a messenger RNA of Cottoperca gobio, 5776 nucleotides long. RefSeq names its product tetratricopeptide repeat domain 13 (gene ttc13). Gene Ontology annotation, molecular function: protein binding. The transcript has 23 exons. Lineage: Eukaryota; Metazoa; Chordata; Actinopteri; Perciformes; Bovichtidae. The record is from RefSeq and is a predicted model, not a curated record. The coding region runs from base 60 to 2537 and encodes 825 amino acids.
CGUUUCUGAUCGAACUGCCGCAGCUUCCGCUCUCGCUGGCGUCACACAUGUAGCACAACAUGGCCCCUGCCAGCCGGGCUGUUGUGGUAGCGCUCUCACUGCUGUACCUGAGCCGGGAAAUUUUCUCCUCCGAGUAUUUCUCCACUCUCACUUUGUUCAACAAUGAGCUCCACAAGCAGGGAUGCAGCUCGCUGUCCGAGUGGGAAGAGUACGCGGCUGACUGCGAGUCCUCCAUUUUACAGUUGGAGGACCCAGACUGUGAGGAGGGAAGCAACCCCCCCUGCGAGUCAGUCUUCUCACUUAACGCAGAGAAGAUCCUGAAUCAGGCCAAGUUGUUUAUAGAGCAGAAGAAAAUCCCGUUCCCCGUAGAUAACCACAACACAAACGAAGAACUUGCUAUAGGCUACGUUCUGAUAGGCAACGGUCUUUAUGAUGAAGCCAUCAAACACUUCUCCCUCUUAUUACAGGGCGACCCGGAGCUGGUCAGCGCCAUCUAUGGGAGGGGGAUCGCUUACGGGAAGAAAAGUCUACAGGACAUAAAGAAUGCUGACUUGGCGUUGUACGAGCUCAACAGAGUCAUCACCCUGGAGCCUAACUGGCCGGAGGUCUACGAACAGAGAGCAGAGAUCCUGUCUCCUCUGGGUCGUAUCAGUGAGGCUCUGGGUGAUCUGACCAAAGCCAUCCAGCUGCAGCCCUCGGCCCGACUCUACAGACACAGAGGAACACUUCUCUUCAUUUCAGAGGACUAUGUGGCAGCUAUGGAAGACUUCCAGCAGUCUUUAGAGCUGAAGAAGAAUCAGCCUAUCGCCAUGCUGUAUAAAGGCCUCACCUUCUUCCACAGAGGCAUGCUCAAGGAAGCCAUUGAGACAUUCAAAGAGGCGCUGAAGUUAAAGUCUGACUUCAUAGACGCCUAUAAGAGCCUCGGACAGGCCUACAGAGAGCUGGGGGAUUUUGAGUCGGCGAUGGAGAGCUUCCAGAAAGCCCUCAUGUUGAACCAGAACCACAUCCAGUCUCUCCAGCUCCGAGGCAUGAUGCUGUACCACCACGGCUCGCUGCAGGAGGCCAUCGGCAACUUCAAGAGGUGUCUUCAGCUGGAGCCCUACAACGAGGUGUGUCAGUACAUGAAGGGCUUAAGUCACGUGGCGAUGGGUCAGUUCUACGAGGGCAUCAAAGCUCAGACUAAAGUCAUGUUGAACGACCCGCUGCUGGGACAGAAGGCCAGCUCUGAAUACCUCAAAGUGAAAUACCUCAGAGAGUACUCCCGCUACCUGCACUCCCACCUUGACAUCCCAGUAGCAGAGUACAACGUGGACCAGGACUUACCAGGAAACUUUAAGAACCACUGGGCCAAGAAUCUUCCUUUCCUAAUAGAAGACUAUGAAGAGCAGCCCGGCCUGCAGCCACACAUCAAGGACGUGCUGCCGCAGAACUUUGACAGCUACAGCAGUGAAGUUCAGAAGCUUAUCUGCACAGCCGACCACCUGGGGGCGCUAAUGCAAUACGACACUCCUGGUUUCCUACCUAACAGGAGAAUACACAGAGCCAUGGGUUUAGCAACUCUGGAGGUGAUGCAGGCCAUGCAUCGAACAUGGAGCAACUCCAAAGUACGAGUCAACGGCAAGACCAGGCAAAUGCAGUGGAGAGACAUGUUCGACAUAGCUGUCAAAUGGAGGAGGAUCGCAGAUCCGGACCAGCCGGUUCUGUGGCUGGACCAGAUGCCCGCCAGGAGUCUCAGUCGAGGCUUCAACAAUCACAUCAAUCUCAUCAGGGGACAGAUUAUCAACAUCAGAUACCUGGCGUACUUUGACAACAUCCUCGACUUCAUCAAAGACAGAAUACUGGUGUAUCACGGGGCGUACAACCCCAGAGGACUCUUAGACGUCCGUCAGGCUCUUGAGAAUGUGAAUAAAGUAGAAGAUCUGCUUCCUAUAAUGAAGCAGUUCAAUAGUAAAACUAGAGAUGGCUUCACGGUCAACUCCAAGGUGCCGAGCAUGAAGGAUCCUGGGAAAGAGUACGACGGUUUUACUAUCACCAUCACUGGAGACAGGGUGGGCAACAUGUUGUUCUCAGUAGAGACUCAGACGACAGAAGACCGGACGCAGCAGUACCAGUCAGAGAUAGAGUCCAUCUACAAAGACCUCACCGCCAAAGGGAAGGCUUUAAUGCUGUCCACUGAACUCGGGGAUGCAGAUGCCGUGUGUAACCUGAUCCUCUCAUUGGUUUAUUACUUCUGCAACCUCAUGCCCCUCUCCAGAGGAUCCAGUGUGGUGGCCUACUCGGUCGUGAUGGGGGCUCUGAUGGCCAGCGGGAAGGAGGUCAUCGGCAGGAUCCCGAAAGGAAAGCUGGUGGAUUUUGAGGCCAUGACCACACCCAGUCCAGACAGCUUCAGUAAAACAGCAAAGAACUGGAUGAACCUAAAGAGUUUACCCAGUUGGUACCAGAGUCUUCCGUCCGUAGCAGAGACCUUCCCGUCCACCAGAACGAUGAUCGAGGUUCUCAACACGGACUCGUCUUCACAUUGUCCAAAGAAGUCCUAACACAACUUCAAGUCUUAAUAAGGGAGCCGCUGCACAGAACAAAGAUCUGCUUCUGCAACCCAAACUAAACUGUUCUCCAAAAGCUUCUGAGCUACACUAGUAAUGGCUUAUAUUUUAAAUCCCUAGUGUUGCCCACACACUUGGAAAGCAGGUCUAUUGGUCUUCCAUAGAAAAUGAGAUGAUACGAAUUCAAAACCAUAUUUUUAAAAGUUAGAAAGCUUUAAUGAAUCUUAUUUUGGUAUCCUCUUCCAGCACUUCUACUGGAUGUUUUUAAAUCCAAUGUUGUCACACAACCUCGCGGGUGACUGCUCGCCGCUCUAUCAUUCGUACAACACAUAGUUAACUGUACGCACCACGACAGACGGUGCAGAGUCCCACAGACACUGUGUUCGGUUGUGUUAACGUGUUAAAAGGACAAGAGCACAUCACGUCUGCCUUCUCUCCAAUGUAAUGGGACUACGUGGGGCUCAAAGCGCCUCAAACUCAAACUCAACAGCAAACCGGGUUACUCGAGAUAAUCCACACCCCUUAUGGUCCGCAGUUUCCUGUAGGAUCUAUUUUCUUUCUACCGAACUACACCCGCCAACCGUGCAGAAGGAAGGUGUGGCCCUCGUAGGCGGGUGUAGUUCAGUAGAAAGAAAAUAGAUCCUACGUGAAACUGCUCACAACGAGAUGUUCUGAGCACCACGAGCUGAGUGUCAUCUAGUUCCAUGAUAUUGGAGAGAAUACAGAUUCCUAAAUCUCCAACACUCGGCAACUCGCACCAAAACAAUCUAGAUCCAUCUAAAUGUGGAUUUCUGUGGGCUGACGUGUGUCUUCCUAAUUGGACGCUUGUGUAUCAACUCUCUGCAGUAGAUUUAAUAUUCUUCCAACUGUCAACGUCCCGGCUGACAUUUUAAAAUUUCUAUUUAAUAAUCGAACUUCAGCUCACAGAAGACCUUUUGAUUUGAAGUAUGUAAUGUUUAGAAAGUUCAAUAUUGACUCAAAAAUAAAUAAUUAAAUACUGAAAUGUUUUUUUCCCCCCGCGUGCGACAACAUUACCUCAAAUUAGUCCCAAAUGUUUCUACACUCCAGCAGUUUGGGGGAAGAUGACGGAGAACGUUAGCGUCACAGUUUGGGAUGCAGAAGCCAGUGUGUCCAUCCUCUCGCUCUCUGUUCCUCUGCUUCAUAGGCCGUCACGCUGAAACAACACAUUCCUCCAACUCAUGAACCAUCAGCAUGAACGGUCUUAUGUUGCACACACACACACACACACACACACACACACACACACACACACACACACACACACACACACACACACACAGCAGAGAGGGAGUUCUGGGAUUUAAAACGAUAUAAAAGAAAAACCUUCAGGGCUAUUGAAUUCCACUUGGCAUACUUGAAGCGGUCUCUUUUUCUAUUUAGUUUUCUCGACACUCGCCGGUCGUGUCAUUUAUGUCUUAUCGGGUAUUGAACCCCGCUUUCUUUUAACAGUGACCAAUAAAGGUUUGGUAGUACGAUGGGUUGGCUGCUGAACUACAAUGAGAGCAACAGUCAGAGGUUUUUAGAGAGUUUUCAGAGACACUUGUUGCUUUUUGUGACAUAACAUCAAAAGAAAUGUCUCUUUCCCUUUUCUGCAUAUUUUCUGAUUUAAAUAGUUUGUUGUGUUUUCUUUAAUACUUUCUUUUACAUUUAAAACUUGAUCCAGCAGAGAAAUAAAAGCUCAUCGCUGCUAAAUUUAUAUUCUAAUGCCAAAAGAUUAUACAUUCAGUAUAUUGUUGUCAAUGCUGAUUUCCAUUUGUUUUAAAUAAUUGUAAUUUUAUAUUAAAAUUAUAUUAAUGUACAUUGACGGAUAUAAAACAAAUUAUAUCAAAUAUUUUUGAAAUUGGGACAUUAUCAAAAAUAAGCAAAUUAAAAUGUUUACAGAUUUUCAAAAUAAAAUAUAAAAUCAAUGUGUAUAUAGGAGCAACAGCUGAUAUUUUAUAGAUUCAUUGAAACAAAUUGAUUAAUCUCAUAAUUAUUUAUUAUUUGUAAUAAAUAAUAAUAAUUUGCACCCCUAGCUUCAUGCUCUUCUAGCUAUGUACUUUAAAUAAGUUUAAUAAGCUGCACUCUUUUUAAAAGUAUAAUGAGUAAAACAGAAAUAUGGACUCCUGAAUGUUCUCUGACAUCUCUGACUUUUGGCUCUUGUAGAGGAUUAAUUACAGAAGGCGGUAAAAGCACACCACGUACUGUUAUCGUCUUUGCUAUCGUUCCUUUAGCUCGCAUCAGAGGCCGUCUGUCUCUCACAGCGCUGCAUUUUCUUUUCAUCUCAUGGAUUAAAUGUUCUUGUACGAGCCGAUCUUUAAGAUCAUUACUUUGGGAGAAAAGAGCUCAAAUAUCUUAAUCAUACAAAUACUGUCUGUAUGUCCCCCCCCCCCCCCUGUUCCCUACAUAUGUGACUGAGCUACCUUUACAUGGACACAUUUCUCUAGAGAAAAAUAAUUGGAUAAAAAGAUCGUAAAUCCUCAGAAACGCAUUAAAUUGGCUAUAAAUUAUAAAAUGUUUUUGACUUGUGUGGUUGUCUGUUCGGCGUUCUCUUUAGGGAAAGUUUAUUUAUUUUAAAUGGAAUUGUUGCCACACAAAAGUAAAGACGCUUUCUUGGAAAUUGAACUCGCACAGAUACAAAUUCUAACAUUUAUGAUGUUUUGUUUUGUUUUUUCGAGAUAACAUGGGGUAAUCCUUCAGGGGAAGUUAUUCCAUUAUUUGCUGUUUACAAACUUAUGAAACAAAAAUACUUGUGAUAUUGAGGCGACAUUAACGUGAAUGCAACUGCUGCCUGUGUUCUUUAAUGACACAUCAAUGAAAGCACAAGAAGGAAACGAGCUCGGCAGGUAACUCACCUGGAAUCCUCUCAAAAUAUUCUGGCUUUUUAACAUUCGAACAAUUUUUCUCUUUCUUUGCGACUUUGUUGAAUUGGAGGCCUUUUAAUGCUAAAGUGUCGUCAGUGAAAGUCAUCUCAAUGCUGCAGGAGUUCUUAAUUAAAUGUCCAGGUUUAAUUAGAUCCACAGAGUAAGAACAAACUGAUCUGUACAAUGACAUAUCUAAUUUAUUUCUGCUUUGUUUCUUUUCAUGUCAAUGAUUGUGCUGACUGUCAUUUUCUUUUCUGUAGUUUUGCACUGGCUGACCCGGUCAAUAAGUGCUAUGGUGCGCUCUUAAAGCUUAAACUUGAAGGAGUGAAUGGAUGUUCAGCAGUCAAUAAAACUGGUUGAUAAUUUGAA